Messenger RNA from Sycon ciliatum, 1877 nucleotides. RefSeq lists its product as uncharacterized. The transcript is spliced from 2 exons. Bases 244 to 1353 code for a protein of 369 amino acids. The record is from RefSeq and is a predicted model, not a curated record. Gene Ontology annotation, molecular function: DNA binding. Gene Ontology annotation, biological process: DNA integration; DNA recombination. Lineage: Eukaryota; Metazoa; Porifera; Calcarea; Leucosolenida; Sycettidae.
GGUUUGCAGUAGGGCAAACCGUAGUUAUCGCCGUGGACCGAGCAAGCCGGCCACGCGGCCGAGGCGGCGCAGCAACCAGCGGGGCUGUACGCACAGCCGCCCUGGCUGCCCCUUUCAGCAUGGGGCGAUCGCACGCGGGACCAAGGAGGUUGAGGGCACUCUUGUCUCCUGCUUGUUGGCACAAUAGCAACUCUUUGCCCUUGCGCUCUUUGAGGUUUUUUUUUUUGAGGUUUUCGUUUCAUCAUGGAGCUCUCACAGACUCAGCUGGCCGUCAUCAGGGAGGCAACGGCCUCCGCAGUUUCUGCUGCUUUAGCUCAGCUCGCGCCAACUUCGCAGGAGCAGCACACUGCAGCGGACCCCACACCAAGGGUGGAGGACCAGGCCGCGACGAGUGUUCAAGGAAAUGAGCGGGCGCUUCAGCUAACGCAAAAUGCCAAUAGUCUGGUAGCCCUGUCGGUGGCUCCGAGUACGCGCAAGACCUAUCAACCUGGCAUUAAGGCGUAUACCAAAUUCGCAUCUGCAGCGGGAUUUAAUCCACUACAUCCUGGCAAUGAAGACAUUGUCCGGUUCAUUACAUCACUGUCGCAGACCGUGUCAGCAGCAACUAUCAAGGUGUACCUGGCUGCAACAAGGUAUUACCUACUGUCUCAUGGCUCAUCCACAGAGAGACUGCGCUCCCAGCGCCUCACGGCCGUCCUGAAGGGCGUUGAGCGGAAGCAUUUCGACACACGUCAGGCAGCUCCACUGAGCCAAGCAAGCCGGCAACGCCCGGCGGUUAGCACAUCAGAUAUGCUGCGGCUUAAGGAACAUUUGAGCACAUCGACUCACCCCGCAGGGGAUAAGACCAUGAUUUGGGCCGCCGUAGCGACGGCGUUCAACGGCUUGCUACGCGUCAGCGAGUACGCCUCUACCUCAGCCUCCAGCACCCCAAGCGUCAGCACCUUGACAGUAGCUCAAGUCCGGGCCUCCGACACCAGAGUGGUGAUUGAGCUGGGCCCCACCAAGACAGCGCAGUUUGGCGGCGGCGGCACAAUACUACUACACCCGAACGCCAACAAGGAUCUGUGCCCAGUAACCGCCAUACAGGAUUACCGGCGCAAACGGAAAUGGCCGAAUGCGCGGGCCCCUUUCUUCAUCUACAACAGCGGCAGACAACUCAGCCAGAAGGACAUCAACUUCUACCUGAAGAGGGCAUUAGGACCCGGAGUUAGCAGUCACUCCCUGCGUAAAGGGGGUGCCACGGAGCUGGCUUCGCGCAGCGCCCCAGAGUGGCAGCUGCAGGCCGCCGGACGAUGGCGUAGCUCAGCGUACAAGCAGUACAUCCACACAACGGCGGGCUUGCCUUCUCUCUAGCAGGCGGGGUUGCGGGCCUUUCUACCCAAGCUGCCCUGGGCAGGGUACUUUUGGAGGAGCAGCAAUUACCUCGUGAUAUGCACAUUUGCCAAUGAUGUCUAUCCGCCUGUCACACGGUUGUGGCAGGCGUUAAAAUACAAGCGCCCAAACCCCAAACAGUACUGUGCCUGGAUAUGUGUGUGGCUCGGGAGAUGGGCGAUAAAUGUAGGUUUGCAGUAGGGCAAACCGUAGUUAUCGCCGUGGACCGAGCAAGCCGGCCACGCGGCCGAGGCGGCGCAGCAACCAGCGGGGCUGUACGCACAGCCGCCCUGGCUGCCCCUUUCAGCAUGGGGCGAUCGCACGCGGGACCAAGGAGGUUGAGGGCACUCUUGUCUCCUGCUUGUUGGCACAAUAGCAACUCUUUGCCCUUGCGCUCUUUGAGGUUUUUUUUUUUUUUGAGCAGCAAUUACCUCGUGAUAUGCACAUUUGCCAAUGAUGUCUAUCCGCCUGUCACACGGUUGUGGCAGGCGUUAAAAUACAAGCGC